Molecule: messenger RNA, 1399 nt
Organism: Arachis ipaensis
Lineage: Eukaryota; Viridiplantae; Streptophyta; Magnoliopsida; Fabales; Fabaceae
Source: RefSeq, a predicted model, not a curated record
CAGUAACAGAAUCUUAAGAACUAUUUCAUUCCUUUAGAAAAUUGCACUGUAAGGAGUAAGAACUCCAAUGCUGACGUGGCACACAGUUGAGAGUUAGUUACGAUUAAACUGGAAUCUGUUUUGGACUUUCUCAAGUUAGUUAGAGUAAGCUAGACUCUGGAACUAACUAAGCCAUGUUUAUAUAUACCCUCUAACACACCGUUAUUGAAGCGAUAAUCACUUCAUAAUACUCCUUAAUCUCGCUUUCUUCUUUCUCACUUUCUUCUUUCUCCUUAGUCUCACUUUCUUCUUUCUUCUUGCUGGGAGUGGAAACAUGGCUUCUCCACCUGAACCUCCACCUCCCCCUCCACCUGAGCUACGACCACCACCACCAGACGGUGAAGGUUUGUUCGAAAGCUUAGAUCCGAGUCUUGGCAUCAAACCUGAAAGCAUGGCGUCUCUCUAUUUCAAAGAUCUUGAUACUUGUGGUUCAGAUAUGCGCGAUAUGGUUAUGCAAGUUGAACCUCAUAAACGCGCGGACGCAAUGUUAGCAAUUCUUGAAGGCUAUUUUAAGGUCAGACAUUACGUUUACAACAGAAUCAGGCAGGGUGAGAUUGAAGUUGCUGCUCUUGAACAUAGGCUUGAGAAUUCAAAGCAACUGGCUGAAUUCUCGAAAUCUGUAAUUGAAUCUGAAUCUGAAGCUAGUACUCUACCUUCUGCUAAUACUAAGCAGCUUCCCGCUGGUAGUUCUGCCCCCUUGCACAGCUUACCUGGUUAUGCAGAGACUAUGAAGGCUUUGGAGGAGGAUGAUCCUGUUCCUGAAUUAGGAGAAGCAGCAAACUCAUUAUAUUUUAGAGCUCUGAGGACUCGACUCCCUUUCGGGAUUACACGAUACUAUGAAAACCAGAUGAAAGAGGAUGAGAUUGAACUUGACGCUGCACGACGUGCUCUUCGAGAAUUUAGAAUCAUGGACGAUAUACAAGACCACAUAAUUCAUGAAAGUUAUCAUUCUGGAAAUCCAGAGAUUAUUCAUGGUGCAGGUGCUAGAAUAGAACAAUUUGGAGAUACUAUGCAGGAACAAAAUGCAACAAAGGAUAAAGGUAAAAAGAUUCAAAACCCCCCUAAGGAUAAUGCUGGCAAAUGAUAGAUCAGGGUGCUAAUUACCUGAUGUGCUUUGACUCUGCUAAUAAGUGAUAGGAUUGAUUCAAUGAACUUGGUCACAGAGUUUAUAAUUUGAUGAUUCAGCUAAUGUACUGUUGGUUUAGUUACUGAUGACACAUUAUUAGCUAGGUUUUACUUGAAUAAUUCAUUGGUAUAAUGCAAAAGUUACAGUGUAUAAUAACUGCUACAAUAUUUUUGCUCAUAAUAACUGUACAAAUCAUUCAUAAUUCUACUAGAAGUCUUCAUAUGAAUAUAUGAU